CUUUUGCAACCGCGCUAGCUGGAUGUACUGGACGGACUGGGAAGAAGAUGAGGUCAACGACAGCAUUGGCAGGAUCGAGAAAGCCUGGAUGGACGGUUCACACCGCCGCCUUUUUGUCACUACAAACAUGCUGUGGCCCAACGGCCUGACCCUGGACCACAGUUCCGGGAGCAUGUACUGGUGCGACGCCUACUAUGAUCACAUUGAAAAGAUCUACCUCAACGGCACUGGGCGAAUGGUGGUGUACAAUGGGAAAGAGCUCAACCACCCUUUCGGAAUAUCCCAUUAUCGCAAUUUCAUCUUUUGGACGGAGUACAUGAACGCCUCGGUCUUCCAGCUGGACUUAUCCACAGGAGAUGUCAAUGUGCUGCGAAGUGAGAGACCGCCAUUAUUUGGCCUGCGAGUUUAUGACGCACAAAGUCAGCAAGAUAUUAGCCACGCCUGA
This is a messenger RNA of Hippocampus comes (tiger tail seahorse), 445 nucleotides long. RefSeq names its product low-density lipoprotein receptor-related protein 1B-like. NCBI's taxonomy places the organism in Eukaryota, Metazoa, Chordata, Actinopteri, Syngnathiformes, Syngnathidae. The transcript is spliced from 3 exons. The coding region runs from base 23 to 445 and encodes 140 amino acids. The record is from RefSeq and is a predicted model, not a curated record.